This is a messenger RNA of Danio rerio (zebrafish), 1487 nucleotides long. NCBI's taxonomy places the organism in Eukaryota, Metazoa, Chordata, Actinopteri, Cypriniformes, Danionidae. The record is from RefSeq and is a predicted model, not a curated record.
AUUGCGUCAUAAAGAAGCGCCGCUUUUGGUGGUGUUAUGAUGUUGUUUAGUCGAAAGCGCUAAGUUUAAUUCUUAAUAACACUUUGGUCGUAUCGCUGGUGAUUAAACAUGGGCAAAUCUUUUGCUAAUUUCAUGUGUAAGAAGGAUUUCCAUCCUGCAUCAAAAUCCAACAUAAAGAAGGUAUGGAUCGCAGAACAGAAGUUGACCUUCGAGAAGAAGCAGCAGGAGGAGCUGAUGCAGGCAUAUGUGAAGGAGCAGGAGACUUACAACAACAGACUGCUGAUGGGAGAUGAUCGUGUGAAAAAUGGCCUUAAUUUUAUGUAUGAAGCACCUCCAGGAGCAUCUAAAGAGGAGACUAAAGAGGGAGGAGAGUCAGAGUACAAGUUUGAGUGGCAGAAAGUGGCUCCUCGUGAAAAGUAUGCGAAGGAUGACAUGAAUAUUCGAGAUCAGCCUUUUGGCAUUCAGGUGCGAAACGUGCGCUGUAUUAAGUGUCAUAACUGGGGUCAUGUGAACACUGACCGCGAAUGUCCGCUGUUCGGCCUGUCGGGGAUCAAUGCCAGCUCCAUGGCCGGAGAUGAAGCAGGUCCGUCGAUGCACCCCUCCGAGUUAAUGGCGGAGAUGCGAAACAGUGGCUUUGCGCUGAAGAAAUGUGUCCUUGGGAGGAGCAGCACCAUGAGUGAUCCGGCACAGGACUUUGUGGCCAGCGAGGAGGAAGAAGAUCCUGAGGUGGAGUUCCUGAAGUCUCUGUCCACCAAACAGAAGCAGAAACUGCUCAGAAAACUGGACCGUCUGGAAAAGAAAAAAGACAAGAAGAAGAAGAGUAAAAAGAAGAGCAAAAAGAAGCAGAAAAAGAAAUCGUCCAAGAGUUCGUCCAGCAGCUCAUCGGACAGCAGCGACUCGGAGGACGAGAAGCACUCUGCAAAAAAGGCCAAGAAGAAGAAGAGCAAGAAGAAAAAAGACUCAUCUAGCGACUCGGAGAGUGACUCCAAACACACACAUCCAAAACACAGCAGUAAAGGAGAGAGAGAGAGUAGAGAGAGGAGGAGAGAGAAAAGCAGGAGCCCUCAGCGGUGGAGGGAUGAGAGAGAGAGAGGUAAGGAGAGAUGCAGGAGCUCCAGCAGAGAGAGAGAAAGAGGGACGAGAGACCGGAGGGAGAGAGAGAGGGAUGACAGGAGGAGGAGGGAAUGAGGGAGGGGUAGAAGUGACAGUAGAGAUGCGGAGAACACUGUAAAAACUGAUUAGUCAACUUUACUUUAAAGAGUGAGUAAACCUGUUUCUUUUAAAUUCAACCAGUUUACUCACUUAUUUUAAGUAAAGUCAACUAAUCGCUUUUAAAGCGUAAUAUAAGUGAGUUACCUAGUUGCUUUUAAAGCGAUUAGUCGACUUAAAAUAAGAGACGUAAACCUAUGGCUUACAAAGCAAUUAGUUGAUUUUACUUAAUAAAGUGAGUAAACCUGUUGCUUUUAAAGCGAUUAGUUGACUUUACU